Desarmillaria tabescens is the source of this 789-nucleotide messenger RNA. RefSeq lists its product as uncharacterized. NCBI's taxonomy places the organism in Eukaryota, Fungi, Basidiomycota, Agaricomycetes, Agaricales, Physalacriaceae. Bases 1 to 789 code for a protein of 262 amino acids. The transcript has 6 exons. The record is from RefSeq and is a predicted model, not a curated record. Gene Ontology annotation, cellular component: COP9 signalosome.
AUGGCGAAGUCGAUGAGAGGUGCAGCAGCGGCUAAGCUUGUCCAAGACGCUACUUCUGCUCCGGGCGUCUUCGUGUUUGCUGAAUUGCUGGACCUGCCCAAUAUACUAGAGCUGGGCAAGAGCGAGCAACAUGGGAAGUUCCUGAGUCUAUUACAGCUAUUCGCAUACAAAACGUACCAGGACUAUCUUCAACACAAGGACGAGCUUCCACCUCUGAAUCAAGCCCAAAUCAUCAAACUGAAACACCUUUCAAUCGUGUCAAUGGCAACAGAGAAACGGAUUCUGCCUUACUCUGAACUUCUCAAAGCCCUAGACAUGCCAACCGUACGAGAACUCGAAGAUUUGAUCAUCGAUGCCAUCUACCUUGACAUUCUGCGGGGGAAGCUGGACCAGAAGGAAGGUCAGCUUGAAGUGGAAUACACGAUGGGCAGAGAUCUCGAGCCAGGCAAGCUAGAAUCUGUUUUGGCUGCCCUGCGGGAUUGGGCUUCGGCAACAUCUUCCGUGCUUUCCACUCUUGAUAGCAAGAUUGUGCAGAUAUCUUCUGAGACAGCCGCAGCAAAGAAGCGCCAAGACGAGUACGAGCUAGCGUUACAGAGCAACCUUAAAGAAGUGUCGGAGAAGAAUGCAUCCACCAAAGGUAGCAGCAGCAGCAGCAGACGCACGCUGUUAGAAAGUAAUAUGAGGAUGGAUGUGGAUGCGCCACCUUAUGAGCCAACAGAGACCAAGGGAAAGAACCGCAAAGCGCCACAGGAGAUUCCCAAGCCUCUGAGGAAACGGAAUCGCUUUUGA